Molecule: messenger RNA, 1906 nt
Organism: Cantharellus anzutake
Lineage: Eukaryota; Fungi; Basidiomycota; Agaricomycetes; Cantharellales; Hydnaceae
Product: actin-domain-containing protein
Exons: 10
Coding region: 155-1906 (583 amino acids)
Cellular component (GO): Swr1 complex
Molecular function (GO): nucleosome binding
Source: RefSeq, a predicted model, not a curated record
GCGAGGCAUAGCGAGAUAGGGACAUGAAACCGACAUUGAAAUGGGAUCAUGAGCACCGUUAGACACUCUGUGAUAAGACUAGCGCGGCACGCCCAAAGCGCUCUCAAUAGAGUUGAGGUUGGGUUGUGUCCGAUGAAUUCACUGCGGCGCUUGAAUGACACCAAUUCUCAUUCUCGACAAUGGAGCGUCAACCAUUAAAGCCGGAUUCGCUAACAACGAUGAACAGCCAAGGCUGGUUCCCAACGCUGUUGUCAAAUCCAAAGGCGGAGGAUCAAAGCUUUAUAUUGGGCAAGAUAUAGAGACCUGCGAUGACUUCUUUGGGAUAUAUUAUAGGAGGCCAUUCGAAAGAGCAAGUAGUGCAACUUCACGGCCAGGUAUCUUAACGGAUUGGGAUACGGAAAAGGCAGUAUGGGAUAAUUUAUUCUCUCCAGAAUGCUUAAAUGUCGAUACUCGUGCGACGUCCCUUCUUGUCACCGAACCUUAUUUCAACCUUCCCUCCGUACAAGAUACAUACGAUCAACUUGUCUUCGAGGAGUAUGAAUUCAAAUCCUACCUCCGCACCCCUGCCGCACCGCUGGCUCAGUAUGGGCCUUUGUUCGCUCAACGAGACAUGCCUCCUCCCGAAUGCUACAUAUUAGUGGACUCGGGUUUUUCAUUUACUCAUGUUAUCCCAGUUAUGAAAGGGAAAGUCCUAACCCCCAGUAUCAAAAGGCUUGUUUAUGUACAGCCCCUGCAGCUAACAAUUGUUCAUGUGCGGUUCUUCCACAGGAUCGACAUCGGUGGAAAGCUUUUAACGAAUUAUCUCAAAGAGAUAGUUUCCUUUCGCCACUGGGAUAUGAUGGAGCAUUUUUAUGUCAUGAAUGAAGUUAAGGAGAAGUGCUGCUUCGUUUCGAGCAGCUUCAGUUCGGAUUUAGAAUCGUGCCGGUUGCAUCCACGCCGGAACCCGAUUGUGCAAGAAUACGUUCUUCCGGAUUUUGGUGCCAGAAUGAAGGGCUAUAUCCGCAGUGGGCCAAAUGCUGCUCCUCGAACUUCCUUAAAGGAUUCCUCCGCUGAUCCGUCCCCUAUGGACCUCGAUGGGGCUAUCUCACAAUCAUUGAAGCAGGAUGGAACCGAGCCUGUACUGUACAUGGCAAAUGAGCGCUUCACUGUACCGGAAGUUCUCUUCCACCCAAGUGAUAUAGGUCUUCACCAGUCUGGAUUGCCAGAAACAAUAGCAAAAUGUAUCUACUCUCUCAAUGUGCCAGAUGAUAUUCGGGGGUUAUUUUGGGCCAAUAUCGGCCUUGUAGGUGGGAAUUUUUGCAUGGAAGGGAUAGUGCCAAGAUUGAAAACGGAAUUACGUGCCUUGGCGCCACCAGAGGCCCACGUCGGGAUUUAUGAAGCGAAAGACCCUGUUACUGCGACAUUUGAAUCACUCCAUUCAUUCUCUCCAUCAACGAGCUACUCUGCUAAAUGUGUGACGAAGGAGGAGUACUUGGAAGGGGGCACAAAUAUGUGUCGAAGGAAGUUCACCCAAAAUUGGGAGCUUGGCUUUGACUUGGGCAACGAUGCGAAAAACAGGCAUUCCGAUGCGUCGCAUCCAAAUCAAGCUUCACAUGAGGCCCACAACACCUCUACGCCAAUGACGGACGUUGAGGAUGUCGAGGUGCUAACUUUGGAUGAUGGAGUGGACAAUGAUACCGAAGUCGACCCGACGUCAACUGAUAAGGGGCUGAUGGGUAAGAGACGAAGGCGCAGCGCAACGAUGAGUGAGGCAAAUACUAAGGAGGGUCUCAUGGUCUCGCGGAGAGGGAAGAGCGGCGUGAAAGGCAGCGGUAGCGGAGGAAAAGCCAGGGUAGGCUCCCAGGCACGGGGGCGAGGUGUAAAUUCAAAUAGCUUAUCAAAGGAAGCUGCAAAAACUGUGCAGUAG